Molecule: messenger RNA, 7413 nt
Organism: Chlorocebus sabaeus (green monkey)
Lineage: Eukaryota; Metazoa; Chordata; Mammalia; Primates; Cercopithecidae
Source: RefSeq, a predicted model, not a curated record
GAGGCGGGGACUUGCGCGAUUCUGAGGCUGCCUCAUAGGGCCCGGCCGGCGCUGGAGCUGCGGGUUGAGGUUGUCACUGCCACCUCCGUCGGUGCUUACUUCGCUGCCAGCUGGUCGUCGCCAUGAACCCGGACCUGCGCAGGGAGCGGGAUUCCGCCAGCUUCAACCCGGAGCUGCUUACACAUAUCCUGGACGGCAGCCCCGAGAACACCCGGCGCCGCCGAGAGAUCGAGAACAUGAUCCUGAACGACCCAGACUUCCAGCAUGAGGACUUGAACUUCCUCACUCGCAGCCAGCGUUAUGAGGUGGCUGUCAGGAAAAGUGCCAUCAUGGUGAAGAAGAUGAGGGAGUUUGGCAUCGCAGACCCUGAUGAAAUUAUGUGGUUUAAAAAUUUUGUGCACCGAGGGCGGCCUGAGCCUCUGGAUCUUCACUUGGGCAUGUUCCUGCCCACCUUGCUUCACCAGGCAACUGCGGAGCAGCAGGAGCGCUUCUUCAUGCCCGCCUGGAACUUGGAGAUCAUUGGCACUUAUGCCCAGACAGAGAUGGGUCAUGGAACUCACCUUCGAGGCUUGGAAACCACAGCCACAUAUGACCCUGAAACCCAGGAGUUCAUUCUCAACAGUCCUACUGUGACCUCCAUUAAAUGGUGGCCUGGUGGACUUGGAAAGACUUCAAAUCAUGCAAUAGUUCUUGCCCAGCUCAUCACUAAGGGGAAAUGCUAUGGAUUACAUGCCUUUAUCGUACCUAUUCGUGAACUCGGGACCCAUAAGCCUUUGCCAGGAAUUACUGUUGGCGACAUCGGCCCCAAAUUUGGUUAUGAUGAGAUAGACAAUGGCUACCUCAAAAUGGACAACUAUCGUAUUCCUAGAGAAAACAUGCUGAUGAAGUAUGCCCAGGUGAAGCCUGAUGGCACGUACGUGAAACCACUGAGUAACAAGCUGACUUACGGGACCAUGGUGUUUGUCAGGUCCUUCCUUGUGGGAGAAGCUGCUCGGGCUCUGUCUAAGGCGUGCACCAUUGCCAUCCGAUACAGCGCUGUGAGGCACCAGUCUGAAAUCAAGCCAGGGAAUAAAGAAAUUGGCCAGCAGUAUAAACUCUUACUCCUGGCCACUGCCUAUGCCUUUAGUUUGUGGCGCAUACAUGAGAGACCUAUCCGGAUUAAUGAAGGCAUUGGUCAAGGGGACCUGAGUGAACUGCCUGAGCUUCAUGCCCUCACUGCUGGACUUAAGGCUUUCACCUCCUGGACUGCAAACACUGGCAUCGAAGCAUGUCGGAUGGCUUGUGGUGGGCAUGGCUAUUACUCAUUGCAGAGUCUUCCAAAUAUUUAUGUCAAUUUCACCCCAAGCUGUACCUUUGAGGAAAAGCUUCACUGUCAUGAUGCUCAGACGGCUAGGUUCCUGAUGAAAAGUUAUGACCAGGUUCACUCAGGAAAGCUGGUGUCUUCAGCAGAGUGUUCCUAUUUGAAUGACCUGCCCAGUCAGCGCAUCCAGCCACAGCAGGUAACAGUCUGGCCAACAUGCAUUGAAUAUCAAUGGCCCCGAAAGCCUAACAGAGCGUAUAAACUCCGUGCAGCCAGAUUAGUAGAAAUUGCUGCAAAAAACCUUCAAAAAGAAGUGAUUCACAGAAAAAGCAAGGAGGUAGCAUGGAACCUAACUUCUGUUGACCUUGUUCGAGCAAGUGAGGCACAUUGCCACUAUGUGGUAGUUAAGCUCUUUUCAGAAAAACUCCUCAAAAUUCAAGAUAAAGCCAUUGAAGCUGUCUUAAGGAAUUUAUGUCUGCUGUAUUCUCUGUAUGGAAUCAGUCAGAACGCAGGGGAUUUCCUUCAGGGGAACAUCAUGACAGAGUCUCAGAUUAUGCAAGUAAACCCGCGUAUAAAGGAGUUACUCACUCUUAUUCGCUCAGAUGCUGUUGCUUUGGUUGAUGCAUUUGAUUUUCAGGAUGUGACACUUGGCUCUGUGCUUGGCCGCUAUGAUGGAAAUGUGUAUGAAAACUUGUUUGAGUGGGCUAAGAACUCCCCACUAAACAAAACAGAGGUCCACGAAUCUUACAAGCACCUGAAAUCACUGCAGUCUAAGCUCUGAAGUGUCACAAGGACAAGUUUAAUCUGCUCCAGAAAGCACCUGUGUGCAACUCGAAUCUGUGUGGAAUCUUUUUUGAAUUCAAAUAGCUAUAGAGCAAAUGAUAAAUUGACCCCUUUUUAUAAAUGGAGGGAAAAAAAUGAACAGAUUUCAGAGAUUAAAUGAAAAAAAAAAGCAGAUGUUUUAAGUGCAAUUAACACUGAAAGAGACCUGUUAAACCAUUCAGAAAAAGCUUAAGAAAUGCAAUAUGACUUCCUUUUGUAAUGCUGCUGAUCCCAGUAGACUAUGACUUUUGAUAAUUAGCAGAAUUUAACUACUAAGUAGUUGAUUAUUUUCACAUUUUAAUUGCUAAUCACUGGCUAUAUAAGUGUUUUUAAGCAAAGGUAUUUUUGAAGUGGUGUAGAACCCUUCCAAGCUUUCCUGCUCGGUGUUCUACCAGACUUACCCUGGGACCUGGCUUAAAAGCAGGAUUGAAGAAAAGGGACUGGGGGAAGGAAACUAUUGGAAAACUUGAUGCAAAUGAGUUUCUGCUUGGCACAGUCUCUGCCUGCUUGCUCUCCUUUGCUAAUGGAUUGCGUUUAUCAAACUAUUCAUGCUAGCAUUUUUCCAACAAGAGAACUUAUUUCGCAAGGGCCUGCUGUAGGACCAUUGUCUCGUGUAAUUAGGAAUUUUCCAUUUGAAAGAUCGCUAAGUUGUCACAGUAGUAGGAACUGUAGGGAGAGCUCUCAGCUGUAACUUUGGUGACCAUAUUAACUGGAUUUUCUGGGACAAUCAGAUUUCAAAUAUUCUGUCAUCUUGGCAUAAGCCAUUAAAAGCUUGGAGGUUACCAUAUUUGGCAUUAAAAAAAUGUCGCUUAGGUCACCUCACUCCCAGAUGUAGCACAGAAAAACCCUUUGACACAAACCAUGUGUUCUGAUUUUUGGUUCAGAAAAUAUAAUCAUUGAAACGGUGAGGGGUUUUUUUUUUUUUUCUUUUUUUAACAACUGGGAGAAAACAAAAACAAAAAACUAUGGUUAGAAAAAUGGAAGUUCUGUAGGUUCUAUUUCUUACUAUAUGUAUGGCUUUGUUUUCAGUAUAUUUCUAGGAGCUUUAUCUGAAUUGCUAAUUGUCCUUUCAGCUGAAAUCUAAUUUACAUAAUCAUUCUAUAUUUAAAGAUUAAAUACAUCUCAAUUAAUUUUUUCUUAAAGUCAAUGUAAGUCACUUUGUUGUUUUUUUUGUUUUGUUUUUUUUUUUUUGCUUUUUAAAAUCUGCGCCGUAUGCCUCAUGAAACCAGCUGUUCUAGAAUCAGUCCUGAGAAUAUGGUUUAAUUCCAUGGAAACAUAAUUCCUGUCUUGGGACCUGACAUAAUAUCUAUCUAUCCUGGGGAACUGGUAAUAUGACACUUUUAGGUUACAGCAGAAAUGCUACAUAUUGACAAAAGUCUAAAUCUUUCCAUUGGGAGAACUAAUUGAUAAUUGUGUUAAGAUUGAAGAUUAACCCUGAGUUAAUCUCACUUGAGUCUAUCUUGACAGUAGUUCAGAUUCUGGAAAAUGAUAAACUGACCUGCUAGAUGUAGAAUUGUUUCAAAAUUAGUGUUGAAAUACCUUGUUCACAGAUGAUUAUCUGGGCAGGAUCUGAGGGUGUUUGGAAUGACAUCCCCCUAAUCCAUUUGCAUAGAUGGGAUGUCUUUGCAGGUUUGAGGAGAUCAUCGACCUGCAGGUCCCCCUUUGACCUAGUACCUCAAGUUUUAUUUAAAAUCUAAAUCUGGGGCCAGGUGCGGUGGCUCACACCUGUAAUCCAAGCACUUUGGGAGGCCGAGACUCGUGGAUCACCUGAGGUCAGGAGUUUGAGAUCAUCCUGGCCAACAUGGUGAAAUCCCAUCUCUACUAAAAAAAAAAAAUACAAAAAUUAGCUGGGCAUGGUGGUGGUGCGUGCCUGUAAUCCCAGCUACUCAGGAGGCUGAGGCAGGAGAAUCACUUGAACCGGGAGCGGGGUGGUGGAGGUUGCAGUAAGCCAAGAUGACGCCACUGCACUCCAGCCUGGGUGGCUGAGCGAGACUCCGUCUCAAAAAAUAAUGAAAUAAAAUCUAAAUCUGAUGUUUGAUGCUAUUUUUAUUAAUAUUGAAAUAUUCUGUCUUGAACUUUAUUCAAUAUAAUCAAGAGUAAAGAUACAGUAAACCUCGCUGAUUUGUACUAUUAAGAGAGAAAAAAUAUGCCACACAAACUUAGGUUUAAAUUAUGAAGAAAUUUAGAAUAUAGGUUUAUUAGAUUUAGGGAACACUAAGAAUAAAAAAGGAAGGAAUGAUACCUGCCUGAGUGGAUAACUAUAAAUCAGCUGUAAUUACUGCAGUUGCAGCAAUAGUUGUGAGUGGCUCCAGUCACCUUAGGAGUCCUUGGAAGUACUUGGUACACAUUUGUUGGCUGUACCUUAAAGGAAGUGGCAAGUCCAGUUUGUUCUCUCUACCACACUAGACUGCCACUGACAGGUUUGGGUCUGUUGGAUUCAAAAUUUUGUGAGCCAUUUUCACAAGUACAAAGAUACAUUUUAACCUUGUUUUCUCCAAAAUUACUGAGUAAGAAUUUUAUUUUUUAUUUUUAUGUUUUUGAGACAGGGUAUCACUCUGUCACCCAGUCUGGAGUACAAUGGUGGGAUGUUGGCUCACUGUGACCUCUGCCUCCCGGGUUCAAAUGGUCCUCCCUCCUCAGUCUCCUGAGUAGCUGGGACCACAGGCACGUGCCCCCAUGCCCGGCUAAUUUGUUCUACUUUUUUUGUAGAGACAAGGUUUUGCCAUGUUGCCCAGGCUGGUCUCAGAUUCCUGGGCUCAAGUUAUUAUCUUGCCUCAGCCUCCCAAAGUGUGAGAUUACAGGUGUGAGCCACAGCACCUGGCCCAGAGUGAGAAUUAAUGAGAUUUUUGUGUGUGUGUCAGAUAAUACUAAUUUAAGCCUUUCUUAAAAAAGUACUCUCAACCAAAUACAAAGUUGAAAAUGUGAGGUUUAAUAGAAAUGUGUUGGCUAUUUGUAAUGGAUUCUUCUUGCCCAAGUGUUUGGAGUUCUACUUUAUGCUCUGUAUUUAAAAAUUAGUGACCUCAAAGCAGAGUUGGUGACAUAGCCUUUCGGGCCCUCAUGUUCUUGUCUUUAGAACAUAUCACUACUAAGUAUCAGCUUAUCUUCAGAACAUUACAACAUUCACUAUGUUCAUCUGCUUUCUGAGAAGUCACCACUUGUAAUUUCAGAUCAUAUAUACCUCUGCAAUGGCGACUUCAUUUUAUAGUUCCUAAAGUUAGCAUGUUAGAUCUUUUUUUUCCACCCCACAAGGGUCUCACUCUCACCCAGGCUGGAAUGCAGUGGUGUGAUUGUAGCACACUUUGGCCACCAACUCUUGGACUCAAGUGAUCCUCCUGCCUUGGACUCUUCUGAGAAGCUGGGAUUACUGGUGUACACCACCACACCUGGCUAAUAUUUUUUUUUUUUUUUUUUUGGAGAUAGGAUAUGGCUAUGUUGCCUUGGGCCGGUCGUGAACUCGUAGCCUCAGGUGAUCUUCCCACCUCAGGCCUCCCAAAGGGUUGGGAUUACAGGAGUGAGCUGCUGUGCUGGGCCAAAGUGUUACUUUUUUUUUUUUUUUUUUUUUUUUUUGAGACGGAGUCUUGCUCUGUUGCCCAGGCAGGAAUGCAAUGGUGCAAUCUCGGCUUACUGCAAUCUUCACCUCCCGGGGUCAAGCGAUUCUCCCACCUCAGCCUCCUGAGUAGCUGGGAUUACAGGCACCUACCAUCACGCUUGGCUAAUUUUUGUAUUUUGAGCAGAGAUGGGGUUUCACUAUGUUGGCCAGGUGAUCUGCACACACCCCCCGCCACCUCCCAAAGUGCUGAGAUUACAGGCGUAAGCCACCACGCCACCUCGCCCAGCCAACAUGUUACAUCUUAAUUCUUGGAUUUUCUUCACUGCAGGGCUUUGGGUGGAGAAAUAAAACUCUUCAAAUGCAUAAUCUUGGAGAUCCUGUGAAUCAAUAAUUCUUUAGAAUUAUUAGCGGCUCAAAAUCCCUCCUCUAUUUUCCGAGUUACUCCAUCCAUCUUACUAGGAAGUGAAUUAGGUGUAGGUGGUCUGUAACACCCGCACAUCUUUGUAUACAUGUAGAGGGUAUGCCUGGGAUACACAGGUUGUCUUCAAGCAGUAGCUGCUACUACAGCUAGAGGAGGAGUGCCAGGAAAUUGAUGACCUGAGACCAAGAGUCUUGUUGAUGUUCUGACUUAGAUAAAGGUUUUGAUCAUUUUUCAUGAAACAAUGCAGGAAAGUCAUUUCUGCUGUUUAUUUACUACGUUAUUGGAGGAUUAGAACAAGUCACACUGUAAUGGACUAAAAUGACUUUUUAUUUUAAAAUACUGAUGGUGGUUUUUUUGGGUUUUUCUUGUUUUGUUUUUUUGUUUUUGAGACGCUGUCUUGCUCUUUCACCCAGGCCAGAGUGCAGUGGCGCAAUCUUGGCUCACUGCAACCUCCGCCUCCUGGGUUCAAGCAGUUCUCCGCCUCAGCCUUCUGAGUAGCUGUGAUUACAGGCGCCUGCUGCCAUGCCCGUCUAAUUUUUUUGUAUUUUUAGCAGAGACGGGGUUUCACCAAGUUGGCCAGGCUCGUCUUGAACUCCUGACCUCGUGAUCCACCCACCUCAGCCUCCCAAAGUGCUGGAAUUACAGGCGUGAGCCACUGCGCCCAGCCAGUGUUUUGCUUUUAACUGUGCACACUUACUAAAUUUUCCAGUACCUGAUUCCUGUGGUCCAUGAUAGUAAACACAGAAACAUAUAAGGAACAUUGUUAGAGUUACCAGAUGUUAGCUGUUGCAUAUGUGCACGUUCCUAGAUUCAAGGGUGUUUCUGCCUUAAGUUUAAGUGGGUCAUUGGUUGUCUUGGGAAGAUCAUGGAAAAUUGGGGAUUUUUUAGACCAAAAUAUGUUUUGAGUGUUUCUUAGAUUAGUAAAUGUGUGAUCUUCCACCUUCCACAUUCAGACUGCGGACUACACUUCAUAAAUGCCUUUUUAUUUCCAACUGUUAUGGAUUCAACUAAAUGACUGUAUGCCUUGGGAGCACAUAAUUACUUUGCUACCUUUUUCCGCCUUUGCUGUUGUGGCUUGAGUUUGGUUCAUACCUGAUAAGAUGUAUUUAGCAUAUGCUGUUACCCAGCCCUGGCUUGAUGGUGUCCUGUGGGGGCAGAGGUGGGAGGACGAGGGGCACAGGGCCAGAGCAUGUGAAUGAAUCAUGGUUGGACAGCUGUGACCUGCCAGCACUGCGGGUAAGCCAAACUACAAACCGUUCUUUCCUCUGUGAAAUUGAAUAAACCUUAAUAAAAUUCAUAAUUAGCACAUACUAGAAAAAA